Lasiosphaeria miniovina is the source of this 1752-nucleotide messenger RNA. RefSeq names its product permease family-domain-containing protein. The record is from RefSeq and is a predicted model, not a curated record. Gene Ontology annotation, biological process: adenine transport; transmembrane transport; guanine transport. The coding region runs from base 1 to 1752 and encodes 583 amino acids. The transcript has 5 exons. Gene Ontology annotation, molecular function: purine nucleobase transmembrane transporter activity. Gene Ontology annotation, cellular component: plasma membrane. NCBI's taxonomy places the organism in Eukaryota, Fungi, Ascomycota, Sordariomycetes, Sordariales, Lasiosphaeriaceae.
AUGGGUUGGAUACACAAAACGAACCAGAAGAUUGCCGCCAGCAAGGUUGGCUGGUGGUUUAGGCUGGAUGGGUCCGGUCAUCCGAAAGCGAGGAAGGACUCCUUCUUCUUUACCGAGAUCCGCGCCGGCCUGGCAACCUUCUUCGCCAUGGCCUACAUUAUCGCCGUGAACGCCAGCAUCGUCGCGGAUAGCGGUGGUAGUUGUGUGUGCCCUCCGGGACCUCAAGCUGUCUGCGAUGCCGACCAGGAUUAUGCCCUGUGCAAAUCCGAGGUCAAGCGGGAUCUUGUCACUGCCACGGCUGCCAUCUCUGCCUUUGGGAGUUUCUUCAUGGGACUGCUCUCCAAUCUGCCCGUCGCCAUUGCACCUGGUAUGGGCUUGAACGCCUAUCUCGCCUAUACCGUCGUCGGGUUUAACGGCAGCAAGUCGGUCCCGUACGAGGUGGCUCUGACGUCCAUCUUCGUCGAAGGCUGGAUCUUUUUCGGCCUUGCCAUCCUCGGAAUGCGACAGUGGCUUGCGCGCGCCAUCCCAAAGUCCAUCAAGCUGGCUACCAGUGUCGGUAUCGGCCUCUUCUUGACCCUCAUCGGCUUGACGUACUCUGAAGGCAUCGGUCUUGUCCAAGGCGCCACAGCUACGCCAAUGGAGCUCGCCGGUUGCCCUAAGGAUAAGAUGGACUUGGAAACUGGGCUAUGCAUCGACGCCUACAAGAUGCGCAACCCAGUCAUGUGGAUCGGCAUCUUCUGCGGUGGCAUCUUCACCUCGGUCCUUAUGAUGUACAGGGUCAAGGGUGCCAUCAUUUUCGGAAUCAUCCUCGUCUCCAUCAUUUCGUGGCCCCGGCCGACGCCCGUUACCUACUUUCCGUACACCGAACUCGGCGAUGCCAACUUCGACUUUUUCAGGAAGGUCGUCGAUUUCCAUCAGAUUAAGCGCACCCUCAACGUCCAGUCGUGGAGUAUCGGCGAGUAUGGCGGCCAGUUUGGGCUUGCGCUGGUCACCUUCCUCUAUGUUGACAUCCUAGACACGACGGGGACUCUGUACUCCAUGGCGCAGUAUGCCAACCUCAUUGAUCCAGUCACCCAAGACUUUGAGGGAUCUAGCGUUGCUUAUAUGGUCGACUCCAUCACCAUCUCCAUCGGCGCGCUGCUCGGCACCCCGCCCGUCACGGCCUUUGUCGAGUCCGGCGCAGGCAUUGGAGAGGGCGGCAAGACGGGGCUGACGGCCAUGGUCACGGGCAUCUGCUUCUUCAUCGCCAUCUUCUUCGCGCCCAUCUUCGCGUCGAUCCCGCCGUGGGCUACUGGCUGCGUGCUGAUCCUGGUCGGGUCCAUGAUGGUGCAGUCCGUGACCAAGAUCAACUGGAAGUACAUGGGCGACUCGAUCCCGGCCUUCCUGACCAUUGCCAUCAUGCCCUUCACCUACUCCAUCGCCGACGGCCUGAUUGCGGGCGUGUGCACCUACAUCCUACUCAACACGACCGUGUGGCUGAUCGAGCUUGCGUCGGGCGGCCGCAUCGUGCCGCCCAACAAGGCCGACAAGGAGCCGUGGACGUGGCGCAUUCCGGGCGGCUUCCUGCCGCCGUGGGUUGUGCGUCUCUCGCGUGGCAAGAAGGACUUUUGGAGGGAGGAUCCCAUCUCGAGCUCCGAGGGUGAGCCUGAAGUCGAGGCCGUGAACGAGAAGCUGGAGCGCAAGGCCUCGGGGUCCGACAAUGCCGAGAUGGCCAAGCUGUCGCAGGAGAAGGGCGAUGAGAAGAUUGUUUAG